Messenger RNA from Oryza brachyantha (malo sina), 593 nucleotides. RefSeq lists its product as uncharacterized. The transcript has a single exon. The record is from RefSeq and is a predicted model, not a curated record. The coding region runs from base 171 to 425 and encodes 84 amino acids. Lineage: Eukaryota; Viridiplantae; Streptophyta; Magnoliopsida; Poales; Poaceae.
CCACCCGUUCGUUGAUCCAUUCCACUCCCAAUCCACAAGCUUUUCCGCGGCCGAAGCAAACCCAAGAACCCCUAUAAAUUUCUCCCCGAAACACACAGGAUGGCACAAAGCCACCCACAGACACAGACACAGACACACACACACAGUGAGCUCGAGCUGAGCAGGUUGCCAUGGCGGACAUCGCGCUGCUGGUGACGGAGGAGUUCGAGAAGAAGCUCAAGAGGGGGGCGCCUGGGGAGUCGUCGUCGUCGGCGGCGGCGGCGGAGCCGAGGAGGAACUUCGGGGCGGUGAUGAAGGUGUGCGGCUCGUGGGUGGAGGCGGCCGCCGCCGCCGCCGCCGGGGUGAAGGUCAACGUCGCGCUGCUCAACGUCGAGCCCAGGUCGGGGCCGGCCGUGGCGGCCAUGGACGGCGUCUUCUCCGCAUAAAGAUUCUCGCUUUUUUUUUUCUUUUCUUUUUCCCUCUUUUACUGAAGAAAAAAAAAGCUAAUUAGGAGGAAAGUAUUAUCCAUCUCCCCUCCUCUCUGAUGACGAUGUAAAUAUUAGCCGCUGCGCUUUUUGAUUUGGAACAAGCUCCUCUUCGUUCAUCUCGUUUCG